This is a messenger RNA of Aspergillus aculeatus ATCC 16872, 1695 nucleotides long. RefSeq lists its product as uncharacterized. NCBI's taxonomy places the organism in Eukaryota, Fungi, Ascomycota, Eurotiomycetes, Eurotiales, Aspergillaceae. The record is from RefSeq and is a predicted model, not a curated record. The transcript is spliced from 4 exons. The coding region runs from base 1 to 1695 and encodes 564 amino acids. Gene Ontology annotation, cellular component: membrane; endoplasmic reticulum. Gene Ontology annotation, molecular function: long-chain fatty acid-CoA ligase activity.
AUGGACUCCGAGUCGUCCAUCGUCGCCAAACUAGACGCCGUCGUGGCGGAGCUACUGGCCGACUGGAACAUAGCCUCGACUGUGAUUGCUGGUGGUCUUGUUGCCUUCCUCAUCUAUUCAUUCGUCACAUCGCAAGACUCAGAUAUACAUCCCUUUCUCCUCGCCCGGCAAUCGAGCGCAUUCCCCGUCCGGCACCCAGGCCAGUCUGCUCCGUAUAGAAGUCUCGAGACUCCGCAUGGCUUUCCUCUGCGCACGGGACUUAACGUCAAGGACCCCGGGGCUCCCAAAUGGACCAGUGGCCGGAAAGGUGACCUACGGGAUGUCUGGAAGACUGCUGUCCGCGGAUCGGUGGAGGAUAAUGGAGCUGUGAGCGGCAAGCAGGGCAAGAUCUAUACUGUGCUUGGAAAAAAGGCGAUUGAACACUCCUUGGAUCAGGUCACUCAGGAAAUCAACGUCAUCGGAACCCGCCUACGAGAUUCCAAGGUAAAGACUGUGGCGGUCUGUUUGACGGAUUCGGUUGAACUCCUGGCUGCUAUCUUCGCUGGAGCUUUCUAUGACUUCAAAAUUGUUAUCAUUCCCCACAAUCUGAAAGCGGAGAGUUUGUCGGAGCUACUGCAGAAGUCGCAGGCGGAUGCGUUGAUCGCUGAAGCUGGAUCUCUCGACUUGUCAUUCGUUGCCAAGGAUAACAAACAGCUGUCGCAAGUGAUUUGGGUCGCCAAGCUCGGAAGCCGACACAUGGACUGGAAUGAUGUGCCCCAGGACGUGGAGGGGACGUUGGAAGUCACCGUUUGGCACGAGUUGGUGGAAGAGAAGAAAGAGCUGGCCUGGCUUGAAGUACCCGACUAUGAUCCGAGCACCCCGACUCCUUCUGUGACCACUGUUUGGCCGUCCAAGUCCUCUCAAGGCGACUUCAUUGAGUACCAGCCGGAGAACUUGGCCUCAGGAAUCGCCGGCUUGUUGUACUCUCUCCCCCGUCAACAGCGUUUCGGCCCCAACGACGUGGUCCUCUCCAUCGACUCCUUUUCUCGAUCGUACCCCCUGUGCCAGAUCAUGGCUGCGCUGUUUGCUAAUGCUUCUGUCGCCGUCAACUCCGUAGCCGGCGAAAGCGUGGACUUUGCUCUUGCGACUGUAGGGGUAUCUCCGACGGUCAUUGUUGCAUCGUCUCGCACCAUGUCUGAUUACCACACCAAGUUCAUGAAGCCUCACUCCGGACCCGUUUCUUCCCUCGCGCGUUGGAUCCAGGUGCGAAGCUUGGAUGCUGGAUACAUGCCGUCCCACGGCCUGCUGAGUCAGCUUGCCAACGUUGGGCCCAUGGCCGAGCUCUCUCUUGACAGACUGCGUCUUCUGUGCAUCUCACACCGGUUUGACGCCGAUCCCGAGGUUCGCCUGGACUUCGAGCAGAUGACGGACCUGCGUCUCUUCACGGGUGCGCGUAUCGUGUAUGCUCUGACUGGACCCGGAAUCGCCGGUGCCGUGUCGCAGACCAACGUCUUCGACUACAGACGCUUCAAGGGCGCCAGCCACUUCGGUGCCCCUCUCAGCAGCGUCGAGAUUGUCCUGACGGGCUUGUCGGAGGAUUCUGAGAGGGAAGAGGGCCAGAUUUCUGUAGCCGGCCCUUCGGUCGUCUCCGGCAAGACAGUGCUACCCGUGCAAGCUCGCUUGCGCGACGACAACACCUUGGAGCUCUGCGCGUGA